CCUCCCUGUGUGGAUGGCCGCGGCCUGAGUCGGAGCCCCAGCCACGCUGCCCAUUAUGCAGCAUUGUUACAGAGCAAAAGGCCAGAGGCAGAGAAGACUAAGAGGCACAGAAGCUCAGCCUUGGCAAAAGCAAGAGGCCUGAACAGCACUCUGCCUGACCAUGACAAUGGAGUCCAGCAGAUAGGAGGUGUGGGCAAUGCAUUCCUGAGCUUCCGGGGACCUCUUCAGAGUCAGCCCUCCCCCAACAUCUGGCACUUACAGAGGAGCCAGAUAUUAAAGACCACGAAAGAGGAAGUCUGUUCUCUCCACAGACAUACAAUGAUGUGGAGACAAAGUCUUUAGCCACAAGCGACCUGGAAUGCUGCUUUAACAGCUAAGGCCCCUCAGUCGGAUUUCAGCAAUCUGCAGGAGAUGGUAGAUCGUUGUGUGUUCCUUUACUGAAUGAUUUCUGAAGAAAAGCCAAGGGGAAAAAAAAGAGACAAUGUCCCUGACUGUUUGACCAGACCACAAGCUCAUCCUGAAGAUGUGUUCUACAAACCCAGGCAGCUGGGUCACCUUUGAUGAUGACCCUGAUUUUCAGUCUUCUCAGAAGCCUAAGGAUUUUCCUCUGGAGACCCAAGGUGUUUGUAGACCAAAUGGACUGAAGCUGAACCUGCCUGGCCUCCGGGACCUUCCUAGUGGCCCCUCCUCCACCAGCAGCACCCCCUUGUCUUCCCCCAUGGUCGACUUUUACUUCAGCCCUGGACCCCCAAGCAACUCUCCCCUUUCUACACCCACCAAAGACUUCCCAGGGUUCCCUGGCAUCCCGAAAGCAGGGACUCAUGUGCUUUAUCCCAUUCCAGAGUGUUCUUCAAGCAGUCCCCCCACAGCAGCGGGAGCACCGACCUGCCCGCCCCUCGCAUCGUCACCCAGCGACCACUCUUGCACUCAGCUGGCUUCCAAAGCUGCCCUUGCAGAUGGUGCCAGCCCUCAGCGGGUCCAAAGUGAACCUCUCCAGUUUGAGUACUUUCAGGAUGAUUGUGCUUUUUCCAACCCAUUUUGGAAAGAUGAAGGUAGCUCUUCUCAUUUCCCCUUUGACUCGCUGGCCAGCAGAAAGCCAUUCUCACCGAGGGACAAGGAGGUGCCCAUCGAUCAAAAAAGCCUAAACCAAUGCUCCCUCAGCUACAUCUGUGAGAAGCUCGAACACCUGCAGUCAGCGGAGACCCAAGACCCUGUUGGAAAUUUGUCUUUGCAGAGUUCAUAUUCUGGAGACACUAUCUCUUCUUUUGUUCCACACACGCUCUUCCGAAGUCAGCCCAAAGCCGGGUGGUCCUUCAUGCUGAGGAUUCCUGAGAAGAAGAACAUGAUGUCUUCCCGGCAGUGGGGACCCAUUUUCCUGAAGGUUCUGCCAGGAGGGGUCCUGCAGAUGUUUUAUGAGAAGGGGCUGGAGAAGCCAUUCAAGGAGUUCCAGCUCGAUCCACACUGUAGACUUUCUGAACCCAAACUCGAGAACUUCAGCAUGGCGGGAAAAAUCCACACCGUGAAGGUGGAACAUGUAUCCUACUCAGAGAAAAGGAAAUACCAUUCCAAGACGGAGGUGAUCCAUGAGCCGGACGUGGAGCAGAUGUUGAAGCUGGGGUCCACGGAGCACCGUGACUUCCUUGAGUUCUUGACUACGGUGGAGGAGGAGCUCAUAAAGCUGCCGGCUGUUGCAAAACCAAAGAAGAACUACGAGGAACAAGAAAUUUACCUAGACAUCGUGGACAACUUUUGGGGUAAAGUUACCAGAGAAGAUGGGAAGUUGGUGGAAAGUGCUGUGAUAACUCAGAUCUGUUGUCUCUGCUUUGUGAAUGGGACGGCUGAAUGUUUCUUAACCUUGAAUGACCUUGAGCUCCAGAAACGAGAUGAAUACUACUUUGGGAAAGAUUCAGGAAAAGGGGGAAUUGAUAUUCUUAACUACCAUUUCCACACGUGUGUGAAAGCUGAGGAAUUCGAACAAUCCAGAAUCAUUAAGUUCAUCCCUCUGGAUGCUUGCCGGUUUGAGCUGAUGCGUUUCAAAACCCAGUAUGGAGAGGAUGAGCUUCCCUUCUCAGUGAAGUCCAUAGUGGCUGUCCAGGGAGCGUGUGUGGAGCUUCAGGCCUUCGUCAACAUGACCCCAGCAGCUCAGAGGUCACCCCAUGCCAGUUCCUCGAGGUGCUGUGACAAUGUCAUGAUUCACUUCCCUGUCCCAGCCCAGUGGAUCAAGGCCCUCUGGACCAGGAACCUACAGAGGCAGAAGUCCCUGAAAGCCAAAAUGAACCGUCGGGCAUGUCUAGGGAGCUUACAGGAGCCAGAGUCUGAACCUGUCAUUCAGGUCACUGUGGGAUCGGCAAAAUAUGAGAGCGCCUACCGGGCUGUGGUGUGGAAGAUAGAUCGACUUCCCGACAAAAACUCAAGCCCCGAUCAGCCCCAUUGUCUGUCAUACAAGUUAGAGCUUGGAUCAGACCAGGAGGUCCCCUCGGACUGGUAUCCGUUCGCUACCGUGCAGUUUUCAGUGCCCGAAGCCUGCGCGUCUGGGACAGAGGUGAGGGCCCUGGGAGUGGAGAGCGACGUCCAGCCUCAGAAACAUGUGUGCCGGCGAGCUUGCUUCAACAUCCAGGUUGAAAUAGAAACGAAGUGGAUUCAAACAGAUGGAGAAGACCCAGAUAAAGCCAGUGGCUGCGUGACUCAGUAAAUGACGAGACUCCCCACGUGUCCCCCUGUGUCCCUCACCCCCGGUCAUCCUAUAGACAGGGCAGGAAGUUCUGCUGCUGUAUGGUGGGACUGAGUUCUGAGUGUGGAGAACUGUAAGCCCCAAAGCAGGCUGUCUGCAUGUUACUCUUCUGAUGUUUUCGCUCUGUGUCCACGGGCUGUGUCCAUGGCUCGUGGUAGUUCCAUCUUGUUGAAACCCAGAGGUUUGUUAUCUGAUGUGAGACCUGCUGGCUAGUUUGGCUGAAGAGUAUUUGGGUUUGACGACUCAGUGACUUUGUUUUGUAAUCUGGGUUGUGAUACCCCAUCUCGUCUUGCGUUCUGUGUGGAACAGUUUGAAGGGAUUAGAAGGAUUAGGAGAUGUGCCGUUGUUGGAGGAAGUGUGUCCCUGGGGGUAGGAUCUGGGGUUUCAAAAGCCCAAGCCAGGCACAGUCUACUCACUCUCUGCCUGCGGAUCAGGAUGAAGCUCUCGGCUAAUGCUCCAGCGCCACGAGUGCGUCAAGCUCCUGCCGUGCCCCUGCCGUGAUGUACUAACCCUCUGAAAAGGUGAGCAAGCCAGUGAGCAGCACUCCCCCCUGUUCUCUGCCAGCUCCUGCCUCCAGGUUCCUGCCCUGCUCAAGUUCCUGUCCUGACCUCCUUUGAUGGCGAACUGUGGUCUGGAAGUGUAAGCUGAAUAAACCCUUUCCUCCCAACCUUGUUUUUGUCACGGUGUUUCAUCACAGCAGCAGUAUCCCUCACUAGGUCAGUUAGCACAUGGACUACCAGGAAAGGUAACCAAAGAGAUGGAACCCCAAAUCUGCGAUGUCUCCUGUGCAGCCCUGAUGUGUGGUUAGGUGAAGAGAGGUGCUGAAGGCAUGCACUGAAGUGGAGAUUUGGAGGUGUCUGUGGUUUUGCAUGAUCUAAGUGUCCUCUGACGACACUGGGAAGUCAUCUUCAGCUGCAUUUGCUACCUGUCUUUCCCUUGUGUGGGAUCAUUUUCAAAAUGUCUUUGUAUGAAGAUUGUUUCUAUUGGUACAUAUUUUGGAAUGAGUUACUAAGAUACUGUGCCUUUUGGUGGGGGGAGGGGCAGGAUUUCUUUAAAAAUGAAACCAGGAUCAUUGAACAUAGAGAAAAAUAUUUAUGUAGAUUCAGGAUGGACAUGUGAAGUUGACGAAUACAGUUUGACAGAAGUAACAGUGCUUUGCAGAAGUGUUUCCUGUAGCCAGUGCACUCCACUCCCUCUGAGAAGGCUAAGCCAGCCUGAUGCUCUAAGCUGGUGUUGCCAUCCCUUGGUCUCACUGAGGUCUGCUUCAUUGAGAGUAUGUUCUUUAGAGGAUGUGCGGAGUGAAAGAUACUGUGUAAUUUUAGCUACGCUCCACGGUAGACAGCUCACCUCUUCAGAGCCAGAAGUGACUCGACAGUGUCUAGUAGGAUGCCAGCAGCACGCACACCAGUCAUUACCGUGGUGAAAUGCCAGCUGCACACGCACCAGUCAUUACCGUGGUGAGCCAGCGUCCUGCACUUUAUGAACUUGAGGUUUUGAGGAUUUUUCUUCUUGGUUUAUAAAACAAGUCCUCCAUGUCGUGUUAAUAUGCACUUGAUUCAUACUGAGCCUUAUCUGUGACUGGAAGCUGUCUUCCCCACUCUCGGUUUGUUUUGAGUCAAAAAGUUACACGCAGCUGUUUGAAAACACAUUUGCUUGUUGGCCUACAGAAUUUAUUUUCAUGCAUUUAUCUUGUGUUACAUUCAUUUUCGUCUAUUCAAAUAGAUUAAAACAAACAUUCACGAUGGUUUGUGUAAGAUUUUUAUUGCUCUUAUUAUUUUACUGUAAGGGCACAGAAAGCAAAAACCAAUGCUAAAAAUGGAUUCUAUUGCUCUAUUUUAACUUUGUUUGAUACAUCGCCCAUAAUAUUUGCUUGAGGGUCAUUUGCUUGACGAAUAGAACACAUAUGUGUGUGAGUGUGUGUUUUAUAAAAAUCCUACCAUCUUUCCUUAUCUUCUGGAGCAGACACACUUUCACUCAGGUCUGCUUGGAACAAAUACGGAGACCUUGAGAACCGAUGCCCGGAAAUCCCAGAGAAGCUAGCUGGGUUAGUUACCCCUUCUCUGCGGGGUUUUAUGGCCUCCUGUAGACAAGGAACUUGAGUGGAUGCAAAUGAACGUCAUGGAAGUUUUCUGAGAGCCCAGAGAGAGAAGGCGUGGCAUGCAGUAAUGCCACGUGCAGGUUGAGGAGACCAGAGACGGAUGAUGCGGUGAUUUGGAGCAGACAGACAGACAGACAGACAGACGGAGAGAAACGCUUUGGGGCGUAGCAGAGGAGGCUGCUGGCUGUGUCUGCUGUUGAUGGAGACUGGAAUAGCUCCCCGAAAGACCCAUUGACCCUAAACAGCCAGGAGAAGGAAAGGGGUUUGCACCUUCUCUCCUCAGUAACCUUCUCUUUCCUGAGUAGGGCUGGGAGGUUGAAAGGGAAGUAAAGGCCGAAACCACAGACAAAAUAGAGUUUAAACUAGUGCUACAGAUGAACUUAAUGCAUAUUCAUACUGUAAAAGAAAUCUAGCAAGGGUUCCAGGCGUUACUUCUCCUGCCUCAAAGGUUGGCUAGUAUGUGUGGGUCACAUUGCUAGGGGCCAUCUCAAGCUUCAGUACUGAGGUUGGACUGACAAGCCCAAAUUGACUUUCUGGAGCAAUGUUGAUAGCAUGAUCAGCAGGCUGCAGCUGCACAUGUGUUAAUUUGCACAUCUAUCAGGCCCUUAAAUAUUCCAUUACUUAGUGUUAGGCUAACGUUAGGGAGGAGACGCUUUCUAACACAGUUCUGACCUUGGAAACGGCAGGAGGUAAAAUGUGACUUCUAAGCCCCGCAUGAAAACGUACCAUGGCCUUAAGGUGGACAGUGUAAGAAGUAAAAGCCUCUUCCAGGAAGCAAGCCGUGAUCUUCAAAAGCCCCUGCUUUUAAAGGAGGCCAGGAGGGAAUUCAAGAAGAAACACCCCAUUUUAACACUUCAAUUUAGAUAACUUCUUUUCAUGUGCUCUUUACUUUGGAGUCUGUGGCCAACUUCAAGGACACCAGCAGUUGAUAGCUUGUCCUUCUGCCUUCACUGCUCUGGUCAGGUCAUCUUGUCAGCACGGGCUACAUUAACCUAUGCAGGUCUGAUGGUAAGGACACUUCCCGUUCCUGUGGGAAGCGUGAAAGUGUAUCAAUGACAAAGAUACUGAAGCCAGGCUCUCCAGCUUGCCCUAAGUCUGUAUACAGAGAACUGUAGUGCCUUUCAUUCAGGAGCUAUGUUUACGACUUAGCCUAUUUCUUACAAAUUUAGUUAGAUAGUUUUCCUCAACAAUGACCGUUGUUACAAUGUUUUACUCAAAAUAUGGCUUCCUGACCUGUUGUUACAAAUACAGAACAGACUGAACUUUGAUAAUCAUGUAACAAAGUAUAUUGUAGAUUAUGUAUUGAUUUUUAUAAAAUUAAAGAUGUAUUUCAAAUGGU
Molecule: messenger RNA, 6168 nt
Organism: Meriones unguiculatus (Mongolian gerbil)
Lineage: Eukaryota; Metazoa; Chordata; Mammalia; Rodentia; Muridae
Gene: Ston1
Product: stonin 1
Exons: 5
Coding region: 524-2692 (722 amino acids)
Biological process (GO): regulation of endocytosis; clathrin-dependent endocytosis; synaptic vesicle endocytosis
Cellular component (GO): AP-2 adaptor complex; synaptic vesicle
Molecular function (GO): clathrin-cargo adaptor activity
Source: RefSeq, a predicted model, not a curated record